Molecule: messenger RNA, 1658 nt
Organism: Helobdella robusta
Lineage: Eukaryota; Metazoa; Annelida; Clitellata; Rhynchobdellida; Glossiphoniidae
Exons: 3
Coding region: 255-1394 (379 amino acids)
Source: RefSeq, a predicted model, not a curated record
AUAAACAAGCAAACACGUUAGAAUCGUUAUCGUUUAUUGCAAAUAAAUAAGAGACGAAGGGAACAAAAUAAAGGAUAGUGAGCGAGAGAAAGGUUACUCGCUCUGUAUAUAAAUAGAUAGAUGAACAGAUGUCUAAGCAAUAAUAAUCCCGCUCGAUAUAUUCAAUAAAUAUGUACACUUAACGGCUUGCCUGUAUAUGUUUUGAGGAGAAAUAUCUAUAAUUAAUUAAUUUAAUUAUUUACAUCUAAUAAAACAUGAUUAUUCACCCUAUAUUAAACUGCACGAGUAUUGUGACAAUGGACUCGAAAGGGUUCUCGAACUAUCGAAACGUCUGCGUCAAUGCGACGAUGCCCACUCGUGGGCACGGCAUCGGAGCCGGUUUUUACGUCAUUAUCGUUAUCGUCUUCUAUGGUACAUCCGUCAUGUUCUUAAUCGCAUCUCACAUCAAAAGGAAACACAAAAAGAUCUUGGAAGAUAGACAAAUAAAUAGCUAUCUCAAAGAAUUUCAGAUAGUACGUGAGACAUCAUCGAAAGAUAGUUACAGAACGUUGAAGAGGAACAUGAUUGCCUAUCUUAUAGGGAUUGGAUUGUACGGAGGACAGAGUAACACCGGGCAUUCAACAAUUUACAGAUGUCUGAGCAAAACAUUGCUACCAAUAACGGCCAUUGCUCUGUCCCCAACCGGCAGCAUAACAAGUUUGCUGAGCAGAAGGAACAGUCUGGAGUCGAAUGGACAGGUUGCUCACAAUCGCAGUGGUCUUCAAAGCAUCGUAGAAUGUGACGAACUUUUGAACGGUCCAGAUUCUCCUAGAGACCAAAAAGAUCUCAAAUGUCAAACACUCACAAAUGAAAAUUUACAUCUCACGAAUAAAAAUUACCUCCAUCAAGGAAAACAAACAAACAUUUUGAGAAUCGACAAAGAAACAGAUACUGCAACGCAAAAACAGAGAAGUGAGAUGGUAAAGUUUAAAGAGCAUGAGAAACUAUCAGCAGUUAACUUCACUACGAAGCAACAGCCACCUCAUCCUCUCCCUACUAUCGAAUUGAACAGACACCUCAUACCAAACCGUCCCUCAAUCACCACUCUGAGAAACGCCACGCAAGGACUGAUUCGUACCCAGGUGACAGCAGGGCAACAAACCUGGCAUCCUCCUCCCUCACAGCCUGCCAGGACAUUCCAACGUUCAAACUCAUCACGCCCCACCAUUAGAAGGGAAUAUUACGACGUGCAACAAAACAGACGAACUUCUUAUGCGUGCAGCUCACCUUCUCAACACCAGCAGGGACGGUACGUCGGCAUUCAAUCGAUUGCGAAUACCACCGGACUUGUCGGUAAUACGAGUCGGAAAAGUUUGAGCGCGGAAAAGCACGUAGAACAGAUAUCGAGCGUCUGACACACAGAUGGUUGUCGGUUUCAUGGACAGAAAAUUAGAUAUUAUUUAAAAAACCUUUCACAUGUUUACCUACCAUCACAGCGACUUUUUUACUCAUUUCUUAUUCUAAUUUCAAUUUUAUUCCUUCAAACUAGGUGGGAUCAUUUUUAACACAUCAUACUUUUCAUUUUCAGGACAUAAACAUUCAUGUGUAUAAUACUUUUCUUCGGUCAAUUCUUAACUUUUUUCUACGGAGCAAUAGAAAACUUGUUCACAAAUUAAAAA